AUGAGAAAAUGCCCAGUGAAUUGGAUUCUGGCUGGGCCCUACGGAAAGUGUUAUUUGCCGGUGCACGAACCUGCGAACUACGUAGAAGCCGAGAAGCGAUGCAAGGCGAUGAAUGCGGAACUGCUCACAAUUGAUAGCAUAGAAGAGGACUAUUAUGUUCUCAAUCUACAAAUAGGCGACGGUUCGACAAUAGCCAUCCAAGGAAGC
Messenger RNA from Mesorhabditis spiculigera, 207 nucleotides. The record is from the annotation of a GenBank genome assembly. Lineage: Eukaryota; Metazoa; Nematoda; Chromadorea; Rhabditida; Rhabditidae.